Yarrowia lipolytica CLIB122 is the source of this 687-nucleotide messenger RNA. RefSeq lists its product as uncharacterized. Gene Ontology annotation, molecular function: riboflavin synthase activity. The record is from RefSeq and is a predicted model, not a curated record. Lineage: Eukaryota; Fungi; Ascomycota; Dipodascomycetes; Dipodascales. Gene Ontology annotation, biological process: riboflavin biosynthetic process.
AUGUUCACUGGAAUCGUCGAGCACAUUGGAACCGUGUCUGAGUUCAAGCAGCUGGAUUCGUCCCAGUCGGGCGGCAACGGCGCCUCUCUGACUAUCUCCAACGUCGGACCUAUCCUAGAUGACGUCAACAUGGGAGACUCCAUUGCCGUCAACGGAGUGUGUCUCACUGUGACGGAAUAUGAUGAUGACAAGACCUAUUUCAAGGCCGGUCUUGCCCCUGAAACCCUGCGACGAACCAACCUGGGCCAGCUCAAAUCGGACUCGCCUGUCAACCUUGAGAGAGCCAUUUCUGGGCAUGUGCGAUUCGGAGGCCACUUUGUUCAGGGCCAUGUGGAUGGUACAGCCGAGAUUGUGGUGAAGAAGCCCGACGGAAACUCCAUCGCCUUCACCUUCAAGCCCAAGGACCAGUCACUCAUGACUUAUAUUGUGGAGAAGGGCUUUAUCGCUGUGGAUGGCACCUCUCUGACUGUGACUGCAGUUACCGAGGACACCUUCUCGAUCAUGAUGGUGGCUUACACUCAAGAGAAGGUAGUUCUGGCUAAGAAGGAGGUGGGAGAUUUCGUCAACGUGGAGGUGGACUUUAUGGGAAAGCUGCUGGAGAAGCAGAUCGAUGGGGCGGUGGAGAAGAAGCUUGGAGGCCUGGAGGCGUUGAUUGAGAAGAUUGUCGACAAGAAGCUGAAGCAGUAA